AUGAUUUCCGGCAUCCAUCACGUUAAUAUCCUCGUGCCCGAUGGCACCUUGGACCAAGCCACCGAGUUCUACGGCGAUACCCUCGGCCUGGAAUCAGCCCCCGUGCCCGAGCUCCAGAAAGGCACGAUCCUUUGGUUUAACCUUACCCCCGAUGGAAGUCAACAGAUCCACGUCAACCUGGGUCCUAACCCCGAGCUCGACUCCCGGCGACACGCCUGCCUGCGCGUCUCGUCGUUGGAUGAGUUGCAGACGCUGCAGAAACGCAUCCUAGCGCAUCAAGAAAACGGAGGUCCCGCAGCUCCGAUGGAUGUAGACCGGUUGGGCAUGUGCUCGGGUCCGACGGAGGAAUAUCCACGUCGGUUCUUUGCCCGGGAUUUUGCGGGCAACCGACUCGAGUUUAGUGUUUAG
Molecule: messenger RNA, 408 nt
Organism: Aspergillus uvarum CBS 121591
Lineage: Eukaryota; Fungi; Ascomycota; Eurotiomycetes; Eurotiales; Aspergillaceae
Product: putative glyoxalase family protein
Exons: 2
Coding region: 1-408 (135 amino acids)
Source: RefSeq, a predicted model, not a curated record